This is a messenger RNA of Mus pahari (shrew mouse), 2802 nucleotides long. RefSeq names its product chromosome 2 C3orf20 homolog (gene Fam194c). The coding region runs from base 1 to 2802 and encodes 933 amino acids. The transcript has 17 exons. The record is from RefSeq and is a predicted model, not a curated record. Lineage: Eukaryota; Metazoa; Chordata; Mammalia; Rodentia; Muridae.
AUGAGCCAGGUCAAAAGCAACCGAGAACUGUACCUGCAAUACUCAGCCUCAGCGCCCAAACUGCUGGCGAACGUCUCCAAACUCCUCAUUGUUUGCCGCAACGCGGGCAUUUCCAUCCCCAAAGGCAUUAGGAAUAUUUUUGAGUUCACCUGGGAGGAGCUUAUCAACGACCCUGGAGUGCCCACUGCAUCCGAGAUUCAGGAUCUGGUGAUCACUUUUGGAACUCCUACAGUGGUGCUUGCAGAAGUGAUCCCAGUGCAAGUCCUCCCCAUGCAGAAGAAGCAACUCCCGCCUGCCCCACCACCUCCACUAAUGUCCGCAGCCACCAGUGGGGGCAAGUACGUCCCCCCCACCUCCGCCUCUGCUAAGCUGAUGCCCAAUGGCCAAAAUACCCUGCACAAGUUCCAGCGGCAAUCCAUCCACCUGCUGACGGAGCUGCUUUCCCUGAAGAUGAAGGCCAUGGUGGAGUCUGCCUCUGCAGGUGCCAAUCCUUUGGACAUCACCAAGCGCUUUGUUGAGGCCAGCCAGCUCCUCCACCUCAAUGCAAAGGAGAUGGCCUUUGACUGCCUGACCGGCACGGUUGGGAAAAGCUGCUUGAGUACAGCCCAGCUGGGGAAAGAAUCCUCCAUGAACAUUUCUGCUAUGGGAGUGAACACACCUUACCAGCUGGUCUACCAGACUUCCACAGCCUGCCUGAGCUUCUCCCUCUGCACAGGAAAGGAAAGCAGGAAGAAAGAUACUGGAGCAAAGGCAAAGCCCCUGGAUGACGUCUCGCCUCCGCCCGUCCGAGCCCGGACCCCUCCUGAAAGCACUGUUGUCGAGUUACCUGACCCCUGCCCUGAGGCCCGGGAAAAGCUGCAGGAUAUGUGUCGCCACAUAGAGGCCGAAAGGAUCUUAUGGAGAGGGAGGAGUGCCUCCUGCCCCAUGAUUUUCCGAAACUACAGGUCAAGGAUAUCCUCUCAUUUAAUGGUGGCCUCCAAGGGGGACUCUCACCAUCCUCUCACUACGGGGACUCAGAUUACUGCUUCCGCCCCUCACCAGCCUUCCAGCCAGCAUGCUCAAAUGGGCCGCCAUUCUCAAGAGUGGAAGGGGCCCAAGAAGCCCAUCAAGCUGCAUUACACUUUCUAUGACGGCUCGUCCUUCAUUUACUAUCCCUCCGGAAAUAUCGCCUUACUUCAGAUUCCCACGUGCUGCAGAGGGAAACCCAUCACCUGCCUCUUUAAUGACAUACCUAAUACCUUCCUGGCUCUGUUCAAUGCUGAAGGCCUGGGCUGUGUUUACUACAACCUGAAGAACUGCUGUCCAUAUGUCUUGGUUUUGGAUGAAGAAGGUGGGAUCACAAAUGACCAAAAGGGCUACACAGUCCACAGGUGGAGCUGGGCCAGCAAGACAGAGACAUUGCUCUCUCUGGAAUACAAGGUGAAUGAACAAAUGAAGCUCACAGUCUUGGGGCAGGACUCCAUCACCGUCACCUUCACCUCCAUGAAUGAGACGGUAACAAUCAGUGUGUCACCCAAAAGCUGUCCCCAUAACGUGCUGCAUGACAAACGGCAAGUUCGCAGGAUCAGCCUCAUCGAUGAGAAGGUGUCAAAGAUAAACAGAACCCUGGCUGAGAUCAAGAAGCGGUUUCAGAAGACCGUGGCUCAGUUUAUGAACUCUGUGUUGCUGGCAGCAGGUCUGUUCACCUUAGAAUACCCCAACCCAAAAGACACAGAAGCUAGUCGGGUCAAGUUGAAACCCGGGCCUAAUCAGGAUCGGAUCCGUAAGACAAGUUUAUACCCAGGAGAAAACCUUAUGCGAAUCCAGUCAGCCCGACAGGACUCCGUAAUUAACGAGACACUGAAGGAGGACUCUAUACCCGCAUCCUUGGCCCAUAUCCAAAAGAAGAGCAGCAAGGCCCAGAUCAAAGUCUUACCAAGAGGGAAGCGCAGAGAGGUGCGCAGCCCCACCAGGUGGGCAGCCUCACCCUCCGACUGCCCACUGGUGCUGCGGAGGCUCAUUCGCAAGGAAGACAUCCGGGCUGGCUGCAAAUGUAUUGUGAAGGCGCCCUUGGUGUCCGACUUGGAGCUGGAGCGCUUCCUGUCUGCACCCCGGGACCCCAACCAAGUGCUGGUAUUUGGAAUAAUGUCGAGCCAGGAUCCCACGCUCACCGCACAGCUGCAGUGGCUGAUGGAUACACUGUAUAGCCAUCUGCAGCAGGGCCGGUCAUCACCCUGCACCCAGUGCCGGCAUGACCCUUACCGCCUGCUGCGGUAUGACCUGGACAGCCCCCUGCAGAAGGAUCCUCCCCUAAUGGUGAAGAAGUUUGCAGUGAUACACGGGAUGGUUUUGAUGUUUGCUGGGGGCAAGCUCCUAUUUGGGGGCUGUGUGCUAAAUGGCUACGGCUUCAGCAAGCAGAAUCUGCUGAAACAGAUCUUCCGGGCUCAACAGGAUUGCAAGAUGGGCUACUUCCUACCGGACAACUACAAAUUCAAGCAUGACGCUUUUAGAGCAUCCAGAAUAGCCAAACCAUGUGGCUUAAGCAGCAGAGGUGUGCCAUCUCAGUUCUUGGGACUGGAGUCUGAACCCAGCAUGUCAACCUAUGUCACAAACCUGGAUGAAACUGAGUCAACUAAAAAGCCCCCAUCUGAUGAUUACGAAGGCAGUGUCUCUUCAGUGGUGCUUGUGGACAAAAUAGAAAAAGAACCACCUCCCUCCCCUGAGAAGGACAAACCGCCUGAACUGGAACUGCAGCCUUUCACCAAAACGAGGAGGAGCAGUAAGAAGACCGCUGGCUUUAAGAAGUCAAACUCUAAGAAGUGA